UACCCAGCAUCAACGGUCUGUUCUAUAAAUAAUCAAUCUCCCCCUUGCAUGCCACUUCACCAAACUCCCACUCGUCGCCUCUCAUUCGCAAUUCUUCGAACACCUUCCGGACAUUUACAGCACACAAGCCAAAAUGUCAGUUCAUUCCUGGGUCUCUGAACACAAGCUCGCUUCCAUUGGGGCGGUAUGGGCCGCAGGAAUAGGGGCAUCCUUCCUGGCUAACUCUCGCAAAACCUCUGCUAUGAAACCUAGCCUCAGACUUAUUCAUGCCAGGAUGCAUGCUCAGGCAUUAACACUGGCUGUGCUCUCCAGUGCUGCCGCUUAUCACUACUAUGAGAAUCGUCUUUCUUCUGAUGCUCGGCCACCAAAACCACAGGCGGAGACUGCUCGUUCUGAUAUCAGAAAGUUGGUCGAAUGGGAGCUCCUUUCUCCUUUCUAAUCCAAGGCUCUAUCUCAUCAUCGCCCUAAUAAUUUCACAUGUGAUUUUUGUAUGGUUGUUGCUUUUGUUAUCUUAUAAGUUAUCACUAUCAGUCUGCAUGGAUUCUGGAUAUGCAGUGGAAACCCCCCCCCCCCCUCUUCUUAUAAUGCAGAUACAAUUUUCUCGCAAGUUUUGCUCUUCUCUUCAGCCUAAAACAUAAUUACCUCAUUGAACCUAAUUAAGUGUUCUUGUGAUUG
Neltuma alba is the source of this 675-nucleotide messenger RNA. RefSeq lists its product as uncharacterized. Gene Ontology annotation, biological process: mitochondrial respiratory chain complex IV assembly. The record is from RefSeq and is a predicted model, not a curated record. Gene Ontology annotation, cellular component: respiratory chain complex. Bases 134 to 439 code for a protein of 101 amino acids. NCBI's taxonomy places the organism in Eukaryota, Viridiplantae, Streptophyta, Magnoliopsida, Fabales, Fabaceae. The transcript is spliced from 3 exons.